AACGUGGUUGAUUAUCGAACUUCUUUAAAUUUAAUUUUCUGAUAAAUAUAACUUUUUCCUAUUUAAUUAAUAGUAUUUUUACAUCAUAUAUCACUUUAAUCAUAAAAUUAUUUUUUGAAAAUGAAUACUGAAAACGGAUCUAAUAUUUUAGAUGUGAAACCUGUAGAGGUAAAAUCCGUUCAGCAAGUUGAACUUGAUCCCUUUGCAUAUUUAGAAAGAAAUGAUUUUACAUCAGAAAAAUUUAAAUUAGAAGUACGAAAUCUUCCUAAAUAUUAUGGAAUUGUUGAAUUUAAAAAAUUAAUCAACCAACAAUUAAAAUUAAAUAGUGUUAAGGUAAAAACUCCAACUCGUAAUGGGAAGUGGUUAUAUGUUUGUUUUCAUUCAGACGAAGAAAAAAUAUCUGCGUUGAAUGUUUUAAAUGGAUAUAGUUGGAAAAAUACUGUUCUUGAAGUUAGCGAAGCUAAGGCUGUUCCAGAUCCUUUAGUUAAAAAACGCAAUGAGCAAUUUGAAAAUAAUGCUCCUGAUACUAAAAAACCUAAACUAUGUAAUGUAGAAGCAGAAAAACAGAUGAUAGAAAAUGUUACACCUUUACAUCAUCUUCCUUAUGAAGAACAACUAACACAAAAAGAAAAAUGCAUGAGAAACAUUUUAUUAGAUUAUAACAAAAGAUUACCUCGAGCAAAUAGAGGACUAUUAGGUUGGCUAAGAAAGCAACAAUCAAAUACUAACGGUCUACCAUGUGAAUUACUUAAAAUACAAAGUCUUAAAGAAGACGUAAAAAAAUGUGUUGGUUAUAGAAACAAAUGUGAAUUCACUAUAGGUAUGGACAUUGAAAAUAAAGAACCUGUUGUAGGUUUUCGUAUUGGUACUUAUGUUCAAGGAAAAACUUGUGUAGCACCCAUUGAUAAUGUGUCCAAUGUUCCUGAACAAAUGAAAGUAGCUGUUAAAGUUUUUCAAAAUUUUAUAAGAAAAUCUAAUAUUACUGUAUUUAAUCCAGAAACAUAUACUGGUCAUUGUCGUCAAUUAACUGUGCGACUAAGCUUAAAAACUGAACAGUUAAUGUUAAUAUGUGUAGUUCAUACAGAAAAUAUGGAGGAAAAUAUUGUUGAAACAUUAAAAAAGCAAAUUAUAGAUUAUUACACUGAAGGAGAAGGAAAAUUUUGUAAGGUAGAUUCCUUAUUUUUUCAAAAAGCAAAAAAAAGAGUAGCUGGUGAAGGAAAUUUAUUUCCUUUAGAAUUAUUGAAAGGUCAAGAAUAUAUUGUUGAAGAAAUGAACGGUCUUAAAUUCAGAAUAUCACCUGAAUCAUUUUUUCAAGUUAAUACUGCUGCUUCUGAAAUUUUGAUUCAAUCAGUAAAAGAAUUAGCAUUAAUAAAUUCAAAAACUACAGUUUUAGAUAUAUGUUGUGGGACUGGUACUAUAGGUUUAUCUUUAGCAAAGGAUUGUGCUCGUGUUAUUGGUGUUGAAAUAUUAGAAGAAGCCGUGAAUAUGGCAAAGUUAAAUGCCAUUGAAAAUAACAUAAAAAAUGUUCAAUUUUUCUGUGGAAAAGCUGAAGAAGUAAUGAACAGACGUGAAUUUCAGUAUCCCGAAAAUGUGGAUGAUUUGGUUGCAAUUGUUGAUCCACCUAGAGCUGGUUUACAUAAUAAAGCUAUAGAAUUAUUAAGGAGAAUGAAAAAUUUAAAAAGACUUGUAUAUAUUUCUUGUAAUCCAAAAGCUGCUCUACAAAAUUUUAUAACUUUAGCUAUGCCAGAAUCAAAAACAAAAUAUGGCGCUCCAUUCAUACCUAUUAAAGCUAUUCCAGUUGAUAUGUUUCCUCAAACACCCCAUUGUGAACUUAUAGUAUAUUUUGAAAGGUACACUGAGAAUAAUGAAAACAAUGGCUAAUCAGUUGUAAUUAUUAAUAUAUAUUUUUAAAUCUAAUAAAACAUUUAAAUUUAUAA
Daktulosphaira vitifoliae (grape phylloxera) is the source of this 1937-nucleotide messenger RNA. RefSeq names its product tRNA (uracil-5-)-methyltransferase homolog A-like. Gene Ontology annotation, biological process: RNA processing. Lineage: Eukaryota; Metazoa; Arthropoda; Insecta; Hemiptera; Phylloxeridae. The transcript has 9 exons. Gene Ontology annotation, molecular function: RNA methyltransferase activity; nucleic acid binding. The record is from RefSeq and is a predicted model, not a curated record. The coding region runs from base 121 to 1881 and encodes 586 amino acids.